Molecule: messenger RNA, 4651 nt
Organism: Podarcis muralis (Common wall lizard)
Lineage: Eukaryota; Metazoa; Chordata; Lepidosauria; Squamata; Lacertidae
Gene: ST6GALNAC3
Product: ST6 N-acetylgalactosaminide alpha-2,6-sialyltransferase 3
Biological process (GO): oligosaccharide metabolic process; ganglioside biosynthetic process
Molecular function (GO): alpha-N-acetylgalactosaminide alpha-2,6-sialyltransferase activity
Source: RefSeq, a predicted model, not a curated record
GCUUGCAGCCAGUGGCAGAAGCUGAUGGGUGGAACAAACAGGGCAUGAAAAGACUAACAUGACUAACGGAUCUUAAGAAUUGUGGCUCCUUCUCUGGAUCUCCAGGAAUGUAGGCACGGGCACCCCUCCGCAGCUCUCCGGCCAACCUCCUGCCUCAGACUGGAUCUGUUACUCACAAAGCAGAUCUCCUUCUGCUUUGCGGGCUGAGGAAGGCUAGGGAAGAACAUGGCCUGCAUUUUGAAGCGCAAGGCUAUUAUUGUGCUUGGUUUUGUAACCGCCUUUCUGCUCCUGAUCAUUGCCCGCCUUACAAACGAAGUCAGCUUUCCUCUGAUAUUCAGCUGCUUUGGACAAACAAGUGCCAAGUGGAUGCCAUUUUAUACACAACGGCAACCUCUGAGGACACACUAUGGAUAUAUGAAUGUGAGAACCCAAGAGCCUCUACAACUGGACUGUGACCUGUGUGCCAUCAUUUCAAAUUCAGGUCAGAUGUCUGAACAGAAAGUAGGAUUUGAAAUUGACCAGUCCUCCUGUAUCUGGAGGAUGAACAAUGCUCCCACCAAGGGCUAUGAAGAAGAUGUUGGGAAGCGGACCACCGUGAGAGUCGUCUCCCACACCAGUGUUCCUCUUCUGCUUAAGAAUCCUGAAUAUUUUUUCAAGGAAACCAACAGCACAGUUUAUGUCAUCUGGGGACCUUUUCGAAACAUGAGGAAGGAUGGCAGUGGCAUUGUGUACAACAUGCUGAAGAAGACUGUGGACAGCUACCCUGGGGCAAAAAUCUAUGUGACCACAGAGCAGCGCAUGAGUUACUGUGAUGAAGUAUUUAAGAAGGAAACUGGGAAAGACAGAAUCCAGUCAGGAUCCUAUCUCAGUACUGGUUGGUUUACCUUAAUUCUGGCUAUGGAUGCUUGCUACAGAAUACAUGUCUAUGGGAUGAUAAAUGACACCUACUGCAAGUCAGAAGGCUUUAGGAAAGUUCCUUAUCACUAUUAUGAGCCUGGAAGAGAUGAAUGUGAUGAGUACUUUCUGCAUGAAAAUGCACCCUAUGGAGGCCACAGGUUUAUCACAGAAAAAAAAGUGUUUGCUGACUGGGCUAAGAGGCGCACAAUAACAUUUACACAUCCUAACUGGACAUUGUCAUGAUGCUGGUUCUCACGUCGUCCCUUAAGGAGCAUAAUGUUCCAUUCAAGGCAUGCCACAGUUUACAGGGAUAUUUUCAACUUACUUGACUUCCACAACUUUAGUGGCAUGGAAGAAACAAGAUGGUCCCACCAUUUAACAAGUGGAGUGAAACUUAUCCAUCUAUGGAAGACAUGCAAGAUGCUUAUUCUAUCUCUUGGGGUUGGGAUAGAAUAAUGCACUUUGUUUUUAAACUGGACUUUAUUUUUAUUUUUUUUUAAAUCAAGAUGGUAACAGUUUGGUUUUAAUAUGAUAAUGUUCUUAAGGAAGGAAAUACACAAUCCCACACAGUCCCACUAUCCUGGCUGUCUGUGGAGAAAUGAUAUAAAUACUUGAAUUUAGAUUGUGAAUUAGAGUUUUCAUUACUAAGAGAACCUUCUUGUCUUAGGCGCAGAUUGUUAAGGGCCAGCUGCGUAUGUGUUUGUUUGUUUUUAAAAAUAUACGCGUGGCUACAAAUUCACAUUAUAUGAGAAAAUUAGAGAUGGGUUAAGAAAGAUUCCUGAACUCCAAUUAGUUUCUACACAUGGGAAUUUUGUAUGUUUGAAGCCCAGGAGUACUUCAUAUGCUGUGAAUGACAACCUGCUGCAGCAGCGGUUCAACAAUCCAGGCUUUCUGGACAUUGCCUCAAAUUUUCCUGGCAUGCAUCAACACAGCUACCUUCUGCUCUAAAAAAUACUCCGUAGACGUGGACAGCACAUUUCAUUAGGGUGUGCACCCAGGAAUUUAUUGAAUACAUAUUCAUACUCCAUCAUAAAGGAUAUUAAUUGUAUACAUCAAAUGAACUAAAGUAAGUAAAACUUAACUAAACUCUUUUAUUUUAAUUAACAACUAAAAUAUCAUUUAUUUAUUUAGCUGUAGUGAUUAUCAGGUGUAUACAAAGAUACAGUCAGUUUUAUUUUUCUUUAUAUUUAUUUACACAACCAAAAUUGACCAAAACAGAUUAAGGGUGCUUCAUCUUCCUGUCUUAGAGAACGAGAUGCUUCUCACCAUGAGUUAUGGACUUAAAUUCCUCAACCACAUCAAUCUAAUUAACUGAAAAGCAGCCCUUCACUCCCACAGAUAUCUCUACACAAAAGGUGACAAAUGGAGCUCAGGUGGAGACAGAGCUAUGAGACAAAAGAAGGCUAGGAUGUCCAACUUCCUACCUUACUACCACUACAGGAACCAAUCAUCUCAUCACUGCUUCUAGGGGCAGACUCAGGCAGAAGCUGCAACUCCACCCCAGAUCCAUUCCAGCCUUUUUAUUCUGCCUAUGUCUCUCUGUCCGUUCCCCUUCCCUUCCCUUCCCUUCCCUUCCCUUCCACUCCCUUCCCUUCCACCUUUGUCUCUCUCCCACCACUCUUCCCCACAGGUCCUGGCCACUGAGGGAGCUGUGUUGCCACUUUGUUCUCUUUCCUCCACACCACAAUUCCUGUUUUUUAAACAACAAGAAGAAGAAGAACAAUGUUAGGGUGUGCCUUGGCACACCCAGCACACCCAAUGUGCAUGUCUGCAGUAUGUACACUCCCUUUUUGGAGCAGAACUUAUAUAGCUGUUGUUUGACAUCUUAAGGAAGCUCCACAGACCUGCAUGUGGAAAUAGAGGCCCUGGAAUCUCAUACCUCUAAAAUGGUUUUGGAUAGCAAAUCCUUUGUGGUCUUGAGCAGUUUAGCUCAACUCUGCCUCAAACUCUCCAUGUUGAAAAAUGGGGAUAAUACCUACCUCACAAGGCCAUUGUGAAAAUGAGUGUAUGGACUUUUGGUGAUAGUUCAUUUGAAUGGCUUCUUCCUAGCUGUGGGAGCUUCAUACACAUUCCUCUGUGUUUUGUACUUUGAGGAACAUUGAAUCUGAAGUGUGAAUCCAUGCUAGGCAAUGAUGGCUGCAUUUGGAUGUCAUAAAAAACAAACAAACAGGAGUAGACCCAGCCUUUUUUGGAACUGAUGCAGUAUGUGCUCAUCUUGCCUCCUCUGGUGUGGUGAAAGGAGGAGUUUAGAAGCAAUCACUUCAGAUUUCAGUUAACCACAGUUUAGUGUUACAUCCAAACCCUAAACUUUGGUUAAUGUUAACUAUGUUUUGUUGAAACAAGCCAGCUUCAUAAUCUAUGGGUUGAAGUUGGCUUGUUUUCAACAAACCAUACCUGACAGUAGCCACAGUUUUACAGUUGUGUAAAGCACAACAAGCUUUGGUUAAUCAAAAACAGAAGUGAAAACUUCCAAAUUCCUUGUUGCUGGAUUGCAGGAAUCAACAGAACCCAGAGGGGGGCUAGGCUCUCAUUGCUUUCAGUUUAUCAUGACAUCCAACCUCUAAAUAUCAUCAUUCCUAUUGUAACCACUCAGUGUGCAUUGACUUCUUCUGAAGGUUCUUGUUCUCAGAAAACUAUCCCUUUAAUGGAUGGAGCUCAGGAAUGUUUUCUAUUUGCCCAUUUCUAAUUGAAAUACUACCCUGAUUUAUCUGUUUGUGUGAGGAUCAUACAAAAGUUAGAUAGUUAGCUCAGCAAAUUAGUUAUGAGCCUAUGUAACAGAGACAAAUAUUUAAAGCAGAGGAGGUAGAUGAGACAGAUAAUGACUGCGAUUCCAGUAACUGCUAAUCCAUAGUUUAAUGCAAGUGGGAGGAGGAGUUCAAUAGCUUAUGCUUGCAUUUCUGCUUAACCACAGCUUGCCAUGCCAUCUGAACCAACAAACUGUCGUUCAUGUGAACUAUGGUUUAAUUAAAACAGACUAACUUCAAAUGGUGUUUCAACAAGCCAUAGUUGACAUUAACCAUGGUUUAGGGUUUAGAUGAAAUACGAAAAUUGAAGUUAAGGGGGAUAGGAAGCAAAGACUUCUAGACAUCUCUUGCAGUUAGUUCAGAAGCCUGAGGCUCUAAGCACAAUCACAUUACACUAAACUAUGGUUUAGCAUGGCUUUUGAAUACUGUCAGUUAAUCAAAGUUUGGAUAAUGAGGCUUCUACUGUACAAUGUCUCCUUAUUUCCAUUUACAUCAGAAGAGGGUUUUUUUCAUAUAAAAAAUCUGAAAUAAGUCUUAAGAUCCAUACCAUUUGAAAAGAUUCUCUGAUAAUAACCUGGGUAUCAGAACAACAUUGAACUAGUACUGCUAAAACUUGAAAAGAGGUUUAUUGACCCUUACUCUUGUAGAACUGUCAAAAAGCCUAAGCAUUGAAACCACCAGGCAUUUUGUAUUACUUUGCUGAAUCAUGAACAAGUGAUUGCAAAAUCCUAUUUUUUACAUGUGUUUGUAUAAGGAUUGUUAUUUCCUGUUGUAUAUUUGUAUAUAGAGUUCUAUCUUUUAUAUGUCCACAGUAUAUAUAUAUGUUCUCAUUCCAUCAUCACCAUUAUUAAGUGCCACCUUCCUGCACUGGGGUUUUUGUGCACAUCAUGCAGUUGUGUGAUUUUACACCUGGGUAGUUGUCUUCUGCACUUCGCAGCAUACUAAAGAUGAGCUCUCAUUUCUCCCCAGGUAGAUUCUCACUCAACUCUAAUAAAUUACCUCAAGCCCUU